AUGGCGUGGCUGCGCUACUUGCUUCGCGACAUGUCGUCCAACUACACAUUCUCCAGCGUCGACGGCAGCGAAAGCUACACGGAUCACCGCAACACAGGGACCAUCUUCGUUGCGGGCAGCGAUCAGCUGCGCUGUGGCGGCGCUGCCGUCACCCAGUCAAACCUCAGGGCAACGAGCGUGCUGGCGUUUCGGUCCACCCGCUUGACGGCACGUGCGCCCUCUAAUGGCACCGCCCCCUGGAUCAUCAACGCCUCCAUCAUCAUGUCACAGCCAUCCGACCGCGUGUAUCCGUCGCUGGAGCCGCUUGGCAGCGACAAUUUCCCGAGCAGCGCUCCCACCGUCCUCUACCUCACAUUCACCAUCCCACCCAUCAACCCCGUCAACACUGCCACGGUGCCCGCCACGACCGCUUCAUAUCCGCUCUGUGCACCGCGCACCAUCCAGUCUGACACGUGUGCGCGUGUGUCUGUUGACGUUCGCGCACUCGAACGCGCAAUCAUUCGCCCGUCGACAGAAGAGGCAGGGGUCGUCUUCAUCGCAGCAAGGAACGUGGUUGCGCGGGCGACGUCGGGGCUGGCGGUGACGGCUGCAGUGCGGGUGCAGCUCGGAUAUGCGCAGGUGGUGGAGGAGAUUGGCGGCGGGCGUCUGCUCGUGUGCGGCGUGGGCGAGGGGCGCUCCAUGUGCCAGCUCUUCAGCACCGCAACACUGCAGGAGCUGGGCGAGGCGUGGGUUGCGACGGGCGUCGUUGCGCGGCGGGAGAGCAUUCGCGCCACGUAUCUUCGCAUCGACAACAACAUUUACGCCGGCCUUCACGUGUUCCCGACGUUUGGGGAGAGCAACUCGGCCAACGCCAUCACCAUGGCCACGCUCGACAACACAGACAACUGGGCAUACACAUACGGGGAGGACAACAACGGUGUGCACAUGACGACUGCGACGAGUGUUGACACGUGGCUCGCGCAGCCGGCGGAGGACCGGGCUACACCAGAGUUUGUUGGCAGCUGGACGCGCAAUGCGAGUGAUGCGUACGUGUACUUUGCGUACACGGAAACAGACGUCAACAGUGGCGAGAAGCAGUCACUGAUUGCGCGCAUAUGCAAGGACGAUCCAGGCACCUCCGUCUUCAACCUCUUCAACUCAUUUGUCGCCAUCCGUAUCAAGUGCACGUCAGGCAGCGUGCCAAUGGACGUGAUGACGGCCGCUGCCGCCACCCCGCCCCUCCCCUCCACCUCAGCAACACAUGCACAGCGCUUCUACGCUGCGUUCCGCUCCACAGACGAGGGUGUUGGCGGCGACUUUGGCUUUGGCAUCUGCGCAUAUGAGUAUGACGGCCAGUACAGCAUCAACUAUGAGCUCUCUGGUCGCAUCGAUCCGCAGCUCAACCCGAGCGGCCCAGACUUUGCAUGCAAUCGCGAUCUCGGCCAGGCCGUCACCCUCGUCAGAGCAAACGACGCGACAAACGCUGAUCCGGACCGCCUUGGGUUUCUGCGGGCGUCGAGUCCGCUCUUUGCCCACCAGAGCAACGCCCACAUUGUAGACAUGCACGUGGAUGUCGUGACGCAACCGGACGGAACAUCCAUCGAUGUCAUCUGGGCAGUCGAUAACACAGGUGUUGUGUUCAAGGUGCCCGUGCAGCCAGACGGCGCGACGCCAACAUCAGAUCGCGUCGCCGUCCUCAGACCCCCGUCCCCAACACCCGUGUCGUUUGCGCGCGUGUAUGUGCUGCCGAACCAGACCAGCGCUGCCGUUGCGUUUGAGGACCAGGUUGUGUCCCUCAGCAUCGCGGACGAAUGUGCCGUCCACACCACCUGCACAUCGUGCAUGCAGGCACGCGAUCCAUACUGCGGUUGGUGUGCGGCCACGGCAUCCUGCGUGCUUGCAAGCACGUGCCCCGACGCGGCCACAAACUGGGCGUACUCCGUCUUCACAGCCAACACGGACGCAUGCGACGCACACCCCGUCGUUGCCGAUGACGUGACAGCUGUCGCCGCGACAUCCACGUCCGUCUCCCUCGCCUGGACCGCAGCCACGGCCUCAAAGGACGGAACGUUUGACCCCCCGAGCUACACGCUGCUGCAAUCUCAAGAUAUGGGCGAUGAUGACAGCGAUGAUGACAGCAGUGGCGGCGGCGUUGUGUUUGGGCCAACAACGGCUGCGAUGGGCGCUGUGAUUGCAGACCUGACCCCGUUCUCCUCAUACACGUUCACACUCAUCGCCGCCAACAACGCCGGCGAAACGCGCACACGUGUGCGUGUGUCCACGCUGCAAGCUGCACCAUCCGCUGUUGUCAACGCGACCAUCACCGCCACCGCCAGCAAUCGCAUCUCUCUCGCCUGGUCUGCACCAGCACGCAGCAACGGCGUCAUCGGCCGAUAUGUGGUGCUGCGGGAUGGGGCGGAGGUGUGCUGUGACACAGGUGUUGCAUCAGACAGCUCAGGCACGCUCACCUUCGCAGAUACAGGCCUGUCUCCAUUCACAAAUUUCACGUAUUCCAUUGCGGCUGUGACGGGCGACUUGGCGACAAAUGCGCUCACAGGACCUUACACAAACCUAACGGCAGCGACGAGCGAAGCGCUCUCUGGUCCCCCGUCAUCGCUCACAGCGACCGCCAUCUCAGAUACGGAGGUUUCUGUGGAAUGGAUGGCACCCCUACAUCCCAAUGGGCACAUUGUUCGCUAUGAAGUGCUUGCAGCGGGCGAGCGCGUUUUGUUCGAGUCUGCCACGCCCCUCAGCACGCAUGCCAAUGUUUCGUGCUUGCAAGCAAACACGGAGUACAGCCUUGCAGUUCGCGCCAUUAACGGUGCUGGUGCAGGCGCGCUCAGCGACGCCACAACUGUGCGGACGCUGGCAGCAAGACCACCUGCACCGAACAUGCCCGUGUUCGUACAUCCUGUAACGGCCAACAACACGCUGACCGUUGUGAACAUGACGUGGGCGCCGCCUGCUGGAUAUGAUCCACUGCUCGUCCUCCAAUAUGAGGUUGAGCUUGCAGUGCAGUACGGCAACUGGUCGCUGCUGUAUUCGGGACGGCGUCUCCAUGCUGCUAUCACCGCUCCGUCCCCCUGCACGCGAUACUACGCCCGUGUUCGGGCGUUGUCCGAGAGCGGUGCCGGCCCGUUUUCUGGCGUCGCCAUGACAACGACGUCCUCUGGUCCUCCUGCUGCCCCCAAUCCGCCUGAAGUCGUGUUGCUUGCAGGCAAUGACGGCCGCGCACUCGUACACUGGUCGCUGCCGGACACAUGCGACCUCGCUGGCGUUAUUGUCCAGCAGAGCAUUCGUGGAGAAAAUGGCGAGCAAGGCCCUUGGACCCACGUGUGCUGUGGUGGCGAUGAUGGUGAUGCGAUUGGUGGCAUUGGUGGCGGCGGUGGUGGUGCGAUAGCAACCUCGUUUGCACCGUUGGUUUCGCCCAACACGACGGCUUUCUUCCGCAUCGCAUUCAUAUACGAGCAGCACAGUGGCAGCAGCGUGUUCCGAGGGCCCCUGAGCAAUGCAACGGCUGUGUUUGCUCCGCCAAAUGUCACUACCACCAUUGAGUGCGAGCCAACAGCUAGUACAACCACAACCAAGACCGUUGCCACCACAGCUGCAAAUAUCACAACCAGUGCCCCACCCACAACAUCAACGCCGACGACGACGACACGCGGUGACGGGUCGUUCUCGGCGCCAUCAAAGAUUGCGCGGGUGGCUGCUGUGCCGACGGGCGCGUACAGCGUGAUGCUGACGUGGUCGUCGCCGGCGUCCACAGGCUCCUCUCCGCUCGUGCGCUUCGAUGUGUUGCGAGGCGACCUGGUCGUCUGCUGCGAUGACGCAAGCGACUUUCUCCUGGAGGACGUGGGCCUGUUGCCCAACACCCUUUACACCUACCGCGUGCGUGCAUGGAACGCGGCAGGGGCGGGUCCCCUGAGCGACGCCAUCACCGUGACGACAGCGCGUGCACCGCCACCAACACCGGCCUAUCCGCUGCUCGUUCGCGCGGGUGUUGACGCCUUGACACUGCGGUGGGAGCUUGAUGCAGCCACAGCGACACAGCUCGUCAACCAGACCAUCCAGGUGUACGAUGGAAGCAGUGUGCUGGUGCAAACGCUGACACCUGCCGUGAGCACGCGCACAACAAACGUGACGCAACUCGCGCCGCUCACCCCGUACCGCGUGGUGCUGACUGUCACCAUCAUGGGCGGCCUUGACGCAAUCAGCGACAUCAGCCCGCAGUAUUUUACGCAACCAAACGCAACGACACGCCCCCUGGAGGUUGCGCGCGUGCAGUUUAAGCUGCCAGACACGUUUACGCCCGAGCUGGCGGACGCGAAAUCCGCUCCGUUUGCGUCGCUGUCUUCACGGGUGUCCACGGCGGUAGAAUCGCUGUACAAGGACACAACCACGGGUACACAGACGUUUAUUGUCGUGUCGUUUGCACCGGGGAGUGUGGUUGUGACGGGCAACCUCACGACACGCAACGGCCCGCCGCUGGAGGAUGUGGUCACGCGGCUCAAACAGAGCGCAGACACGGGUGCCAUCGCCUCCCUCGCAACAGUGCCCAGCACCUUUGAGCGGCUGACGGAUGCCUCCAGUACGGGUUCGUGUUCGCCGAGCACCAGCGCCGCCGCCGCUGUUCCGCUCCCCGCCGUCAUUGGACUCGCUGCUGCCCUUGCUCUUGUCAUCGCCAUCGCCACGUAUCUCUACUGCCGUGGCGGUGGCAGCGGGGUCGCACGCAGGCGGAAAUCACACCUGCAAGUGGUUGAGCCGAUGACGUUUGCGAUGGAGACGAUGGAGCGCCGCGUGUCGUCGUCGAAUCACCGCCAGCACCACCGCACGCCGUCUGACACCAGCAGGCACAGCUACGGCAAUGGCAACAACGGCAGCACCAGCAGCAAUGGGGGGAGCAUGCGGACCAACCCCACAUACGCGGGCAACGUUGGGUCCGUCCCAAGCGGGCACAGCGGCAGCGGGAGCGGUGGUGGCAGCGGACAUGCGAGCCGUGAUGGGAGCACGCGAUCGUCACCGUGGACAACGAUCCGUACAAACAGACCGCUGGGUAGCAGCCAAGAGCACCUGCACCAACAGCAACAGCAACAGCAACAACAGCAGCAACAACAACAUCCACAUCAGUAUGUUGCGUUUUCCAACAGCAACGGAGGAACGGCGACGUCCACGUCAACAACGCCAACGACAACGCGAAGUGCUGUUGGCGCGUCCGCUGUCAUGUAUGCAGACGCACACACGCAGGCGGCGGUCAACCGUGACAUCUCGCUCAAUUACGGCAUUCCCGUCAACCCCUCUGCCCUCAUGAACCCGCGCCCAACGCUGCGACGCAACGACCAGCGUCGCCAGCAGGGCAGCACGAACCACCCGCACCACGUACCACCACCAGUGCUGCCACGCAAGCCAAGCCAGACGAGCAUUGAGCCGCGGGAGUACAUGACGCCGCACCCUGUCGACCCGCUCGCCGACUGGCAGCCGGAGUACAACGACAUUGACGAUGAGGAGGCAGACGAGUACCUGCGCAUCCUUCGCGGCACAGAGGAUGGCACUCCGAUUGAUGAUGAUGACGGUGAUGGAGAGGCGGAGACGAGCGUCAGGAAUUCCCUGAUGGACAGCGAAGAGGAAGUGGCCCGGAAGCUGUCAGAGGCGCAGGCCGAGCGCGUGCACAACAACAAGGUUGGCUCCAUCGACUUUUCACAGGCGUCGCCACUGAAGAAGAGAUGAUGACUGUGACGAUGGAUGGUGGUGGUAGUGGUGGUGGUGUCAUACAAGCAUGUGCAUACUCUUCCCUUCUUGCCUCGUAGAGAUGAUUAACUUAUUCUGCCCAUCCGUGUGAUGUGUUGCUCGUUGGAUGUUGGAUGUUGUUUGAUGUUGUUUGGUGUUGAUGUUGAGUGUGCCUUUAAUUUGAGCGGCUGUUCAGCCGUGUGAAAGGAGUGUGCAUCAGACAAUAUACACGCAAACCCAC
This is a messenger RNA of Salpingoeca rosetta, 5944 nucleotides long. RefSeq lists its product as uncharacterized. Gene Ontology annotation, molecular function: protein binding. Lineage: Eukaryota; Choanoflagellata; Craspedida; Salpingoecidae. The transcript has 31 exons. The record is from RefSeq and is a predicted model, not a curated record. The coding region runs from base 1 to 5703 and encodes 1900 amino acids.